Messenger RNA from Prosopis cineraria, 411 nucleotides. RefSeq lists its product as uncharacterized. The record is from RefSeq and is a predicted model, not a curated record. NCBI's taxonomy places the organism in Eukaryota, Viridiplantae, Streptophyta, Magnoliopsida, Fabales, Fabaceae. The transcript has a single exon. The coding region runs from base 1 to 411 and encodes 136 amino acids.
AUGGCAGAAAAGGAAGGAGGGAUUGUGAAGAAAGGGCACGAUGAAGGGAUGAAGAUGGCGGUGUCGUUGCUGCAAGAGUACGAGCUGCCGGCGGGGCUGCUGCCGCUCGGAGAAGUGGUGGAGGUAGGGUUUGUGAAGGCCACGGGUUACAUGUGGAUCGUGCAGAAGAAGAAGGUGGAGCACGAGUUCAAGAUGAUCAGCAAGCUUGUGAGCUACGACACACAGAUCACUGGGUUCGUGUCCCAGAAGAGGAUCAAGAAGCUCAAGGGCGUGAAGGCCAAGGAGCUCAUGCUAUGGCCGCCGGUGAGCGAGAUCACGGUGGAUGACCAACCCACCGGCAAGAUCCACUUCAAGAGUCUCGCUGGCAUCACCAAGACCUUCCCUGUUGAGGCCUUCGCCGCCGGCCAGUGA